AUGGACGCCAACCUUCAGACCCACCAUGGCACCGGCAAGGCAAGCCCUUCGAAGCCUCGCGGCAAAGCUCGUGCUCGCUCCAAGAGCCUCGCUGAGCUGCCAGCCGAGAUUCCUCCUCCACCACCUCCUUCGGCUCCUCCCACUGUGUUACGCAAGAUCCCUCGCCCGCCAAACGCUUUCAUUCUCUAUCGAUCCCACAAGAUGCGCGAGCUCAAAGGCCAGAAGAACAAUUCGGCUGCGACAGAUACUGGUCUCGACAAGCUCGAUCACCAGCGCCGUCUGAGCAAAGUUAUUGGCGAGCUGUGGCGCAACGAGGCAGCCGACGUCAAGGCCACCUUCUACGAAAAGGCGCAUCAAGCAGCAAGAGAACACGCAGAGAGAUACCCCGAGUACCGCUUCAAGCCUGCGAACGUCAAAAAGUGCCUAAGCCAGGAUGUCGGGCCUUCGACCGCGGAUCACACACCCGAGAAGCGAGAGAACACCGACUUUUCGCCCGGCGACAUCAGCGGUCCCUUGUCGGGCUCUGGCUCUGGAAGUGGCCGGAAGAGAGCUUCGCUCGAUGGAGCGCGGUCUAAAGCGUCUCCCUACUCGACUACUCGCCAUCGCCGCGCAUCAUCAACAGCUCCAGUCUCUCCCACUGCGCAUCACGCUCAUCGAAUGUCUCAAGAUCAUGCGCCGGUCCUCCUCUACACGCCGGACGAUCCACAGGCCAGUUUCCUCUCAGAGUCUUUAUCCUAUGGCCCCACGGGUCAGAUCCCGACUUCUUCGAUGCGCACUGCAACCUCGCCUGCGCGUAGGUCGCUCGAUGGACACUUGGCAUAUGCCGCCUCGACGCACAACUCGUUCGACACGCUCGUUCCACAGCAUCUCCGUGCACCGCAAGUCUUUCUCGCUCCUCUUCCAGCACCGCCGAUUCCCAUCGGUCAGGCCAUUACCACCGACGAGCCAGCCACUCCAACCGGACCGGGCUACACCAAGCCGAAGUGCAGCCUCUUCGAAGCGGUCAAGGGCGCGCUGCCGCCCGAGAGACGCGCGUUCCUGCAAGCCUCACUGGUCAUGAGGGGUCUCGCACCCGUGCUGGACCCGGAGCUUCCCUCUUCAUUGAUCAAGGAAGACCUCGCAUCCGAUCAUCCGUCAUCAAGUCAACCUGCUUUGAAGCUCGAGCAGCCUGAUCUCUGGAGCUCGACAGCCAGCUCGACAUACGAGCCGUACACCCAGGACCCUGCAAGCGGCAUUUCCAGUCAGACCUCCUACACGACCGCCCCUUCCAGCUCGCAGAAGAGCAACGUCUCCUCCGACCAAAACCCAACACAUCAAGCAACCCAUGAAACUCAGACGUAUCCAGAUCAAUACCCCACACAUCAUCAAGAUCAGACAUAUCCAGACCAGUACCCGUCACAUCAAGCUCAGACGUACCCCGACCUCUACCCCAUAUACCAAGGUCAGCCGUGCCCGGAGCAGCCCGGACACAGCGUCAACCUGCACAUGGGCCCAGCCGUUGCUCAGGCUUAUGGGGGACUUGGUGACUGGGUCCCGCCUGAACCUUGCUGGCUCGACUACGCCCAGCCUCAACACGCGACUGCGGCAGGCUACGACGCUGCAUACGCUCAGCCUGGUAAUUCUUUCUCCGCCAUCGAUUCCUCGACGAGCUACACAGACGCUCCGCCGGCACCGUACUACGAUAUCAACGCGUCCAAUUCGGCCUUUGUAGCGCUUUCUGACCCCAAUGAAGCAGGUCAGGUGCAGGGUAACGUGUAUGAUUUCGACGGUCAGCUGGUCGGCCAGGGCGCGAUCAGCGGACAGGGUGGGGAGGUCGAUGAGGAGACGCGACAGAGACGUGCGCUCGACCAGCUGCUGAUGCAGAUGAUGCAUCCCUUGCAGCCCGGCAUCCAGGGUGAAUGUGGCUCACACACACACGAUGGCACCGCGUUGCUUCCGCUCUCAGCGCCGAUAGCGUCUGGCUCACAGACACACGCCGAGGCGGACGAUCCCAACAUCGACCCUACUCAAGAGCCACUGUCUCAGCCAGCACCGUCCACAAUCGCUCCCAUCGAGCCGGUACAACCCCCCUCGCAACCAACAACCACCCAAGCGGGCCUACACCAAACACUCCGCAGCUGGAAAGCCAACCAGCUCAGCUCGCUCAAGGCCAAAGUGGCUCGUGUCACGCACCGCACCUCGCCUUCCACCUCCGGUCCGCCGUCCUAG
Molecule: messenger RNA, 2208 nt
Organism: Kalmanozyma brasiliensis GHG001
Lineage: Eukaryota; Fungi; Basidiomycota; Ustilaginomycetes; Ustilaginales
Product: High mobility group box domain protein
Exons: 1
Coding region: 1-2208 (735 amino acids)
Biological process (GO): regulation of transcription by RNA polymerase II
Cellular component (GO): nucleus
Molecular function (GO): RNA polymerase II cis-regulatory region sequence-specific DNA binding; DNA-binding transcription factor activity, RNA polymerase II-specific
Source: RefSeq, a predicted model, not a curated record